Messenger RNA from Colletotrichum spaethianum, 825 nucleotides. RefSeq names its product programmed cell death protein 6. Gene Ontology annotation, molecular function: calcium ion binding. The transcript is spliced from 4 exons. The record is from RefSeq and is a predicted model, not a curated record. The coding region runs from base 1 to 825 and encodes 274 amino acids. Lineage: Eukaryota; Fungi; Ascomycota; Sordariomycetes; Glomerellales; Glomerellaceae.
AUGGCGUACAACAGACCCUACAACCCCGACGAACUUCCAAGGUUUGCGGAACCCGAGCAGAAGGGCGGUGCUGCACCGAAGCCUUCCCAACUGCCUGCAUCCCAACCCCGUUACGAGAGCAAGCCUCCUCCGCCAGUCCCCCGUGACGACUACUACCGUCCCGACCCUCGCAACGACCACCGGCAGAACCCCAACGCCAUGUACGGCGUCAGCUCUCCUCCCCCUACGGGCGGCCCGCGCCCGACCGCCCACCACCGCCCUCCUCCCAACUCGAGACCGCCCCCGUCUCCUGCCCCCGAAGCCUCUGCCGACGGCUCUGACCCUACCCUAUUGCCUCUCUUCAGAGCUGUCGAUAAGGAUGGUACUGGUCAGCUUUCCGAGCGCGAACUGUCGACCGCCCUCGUCAACGGUGACUGGACCGCUUUCGACCAGCAGACAGUGCGCAUGAUGAUCCGUAUGUUCGACUCGGAUCGUAGCGGUACCAUCGGUUUCGCCGAGUUCUGCGGUCUCUGGUCCUUCCUCGCCUCGUGGCGUACUCUCUUCGACCGCUUCGACGCUGACCGCUCUGGCAACAUCUCGCUCCCCGAGUUCAGCAACGCCCUGGUCGCCUUUCGCUACCGCCUGAGCCCUGGCUUCGUCGAGCUCCUCUUCCGCACGUACGACAAGCGCGGCGAGGGCGUCAUGUCCUUUGACCUCUUUGUCCAGGCCUGCAUCUCACUCAAGCGCAUGACGGAUGUGUUCAAGAAGUAUGACGACGAUAGGGACGGUUACAUCACCCUUAGCUUUGAGGACUUCCUGACAGAGAUUCUCAAGCAGCUCAAGUAG